Sinocyclocheilus grahami is the source of this 1455-nucleotide messenger RNA. RefSeq lists its product as uncharacterized. Lineage: Eukaryota; Metazoa; Chordata; Actinopteri; Cypriniformes; Cyprinidae. Bases 1 to 1455 code for a protein of 484 amino acids. Gene Ontology annotation, molecular function: DNA binding. The transcript is spliced from 6 exons. The record is from RefSeq and is a predicted model, not a curated record.
AUGUCUUUUGGCCAGACUGACCUGGCCAGCAUGACAUUUUUAAACAACGCGGCAAAGAUGCGGUCCUGGCUCUCGUUUCUAAGACGAGCAAAAAUAACUGAGCCUACAAUUCACCACUACCUGAAGAAUGUGGCUCAGUUUCUACAGUUUGUCAACGAAACCCCUCCGCCCACAUGCCGGCUCUCCCGCGUCUCCUUGUUUGGCCUCAGAAGGGAGAUCCAGUCCAUCAUCCGCCCGGUAAGGCGCAGCGUGGCGGUCCACCAGGUGGCUGUGAAACAGGCCAAGGAGGGCCGCCUUAUUUCCAAAGCCACGCUGCGUGCUUGCCGGGAGGCAGCCAAGAAGAGGAUCCCUGAGAUUUUGAAUCGCCUCGAGACAGCAGUGGAGAAGAAAGACCAGUGGUCUUUUUAUGGGCACCUCACCGCGUAUUGGGCCAGUAUUUAUGGACACCGCGGUGGGGUGUUCCAGAACCUUACCAUUAAGGAGGUGGAGGACUCCAGGAAGACCGUAACUGAGGACAAAUUUGUCAUCAACAUAUCGGCCCACAAGACCAACCAGGCCUUCGGUCCCGCCCAGCUGGCCCUUGACCAGGAAGAAUAUGGGUGGCUUCAGCAGUUUCUUUCACUGAGGUCCACCUUGGUGGGUGGCAAAAACGCCCACUACUUUUUUUUCACAUCCAAACUCAGCUCCUGCAAGAACCUCAAUCAGUAUUUUCAGGAGGCUUGGAGAUCGAUGGGCUUGCCUGGGACGCCCACGUUCACCGAUUUGAGAACCUCCAUCGCUACCCACCCGAAGAACACCCACUGCCCAGAGAACAGGCACAAAGUGGCACAGUUUAUGUGCCAUGACACCUCCAUGGCUGACAGGUUCUACGCUUUGAACCUCGAUGCAAAGCAGGCGGCGGAGCACCGCCACCUGUUUGAGGCAGCCUUGGAAGGUAAGGAUGGGGCGCCAGAGCCUGGGACGCCAAAGCGCCCCGCUAAACCGCGCAAGCGGCCGGCCAGCCAGUCCCCCUCCGCCAGCCUGUUGUCCUCUGCCAGCCCUCCCCAUGGUGAAGCAAGCCCAGAGUCCAGGGAGUCUGCUUCGGCGGCGGAGCACCGCCACCUGUUUGAGGCAGCCUUGGAAGGUAAGGAUGGGGCGCCAGAGCCUGGGACGCCAAAGCGCCCCGCUAAACCGCGCAAGCGGCCGGCCAGCCAGUCCCCCUCCGCCAGCCUGUUGUCCUCUGCCAGCCCUCCCCAUGGUGAAGCAAGCCCAGAGUCCAGGGAGUCUGCUUCGGAGAGAGACCCAGAAACCCCAGAAAUAAAGAGGCGCCUCAACCCGAAGAAGACCUUGGGACAAAAGUUUUCACCGUUUGUGCGGCUCUCCCCACUUAAAUCGCCACCGCAACAACAGGCUGCGCAAAAACACUUGGGACUGGCAAGAAGGAGACUGAGGGUCUCUCAAAAGCCCCUUUUGUAA